This is a messenger RNA of Mya arenaria, 7978 nucleotides long. Its product is annotated as inactive rhomboid protein 1-like. The transcript has 15 exons. The record is from RefSeq and is a predicted model, not a curated record. Gene Ontology annotation, cellular component: endoplasmic reticulum membrane. Lineage: Eukaryota; Metazoa; Mollusca; Bivalvia; Myida; Myidae. Gene Ontology annotation, molecular function: serine-type endopeptidase activity. The coding region runs from base 147 to 2429 and encodes 760 amino acids. Gene Ontology annotation, biological process: regulation of protein secretion; regulation of epidermal growth factor receptor signaling pathway.
AUAGCUUUGAUGAUUUCAUUCUAUUAAAAUAUUGCAAAAAUAAUAUAUAAACAAGUGAUCAGUGGACCAGAAAUGAGCAUUAACUGAUUGGCACUUGGACAGAAACACUCACUGAAUUAAGACUAUUAGGACAGUGCAGUUGCACCAUGGAUCGCCAGAUGAGUGCCCCAGCUGGCACUGGCAGGUACCAGAAAAAUCAACAGAAGACAUCGAAAAUGGGCAAGGUUGGAAGAUCUGUUAAGAACAGUGUUGCUGACUUCUUUGGCCUUGGGGAUGAAGACUCUGCCCAGGCUUCAAAAUGGCAGAACAGGCACAUGCGGUACUACCGGGGUAAAGUGAAGGACUCUGCUCUUACAAAUACUACAGAUUUUGAUGAGAUAGAUUCCUCCUCGAUCCCUCACAUCAUUGACCCUCUGGCCCGCAGUGGACGCUACAGUUCAAGACGGACUACUCCAUUAUCUAGCACCAGCACUUACACAGCUAGUACAAGAGGGUUCCCUAAGCAGAGGACUCGUAAAGACUCUGUGCUCAAGAUGACAUGGAAAGGAAUGCAGACUAUUACUGGCACAAGAAAGAAGCUGAGAACUCACAACAGAGCUAGCAUGAGGAGCUACGCCCCAGCAAGCCUUGCAGGAGAUAUCGCUGAUGGUCGCAGUGAGCUUGGGGACAGCUACCCUCCCAUGCAUGAUGACCUGGUUGAUGAUGUGUUCUAUGACGAACCAACAGCUGGCUAUGUGGAGAAACCCCUGGAGAAAAUCAGGGAAGAGACGAGCGCUGACCUCAGUGAAAGCGCUAACAUGAUGCCAGCCCCAGGGUGGCGGCGUGGAGCCCAACCCCAGCCUGCCCCAGGGACACCAGGCACAGGGCUGGACAUGCCUGACUUUGGUAUGCGUAGGAUAGGGCGGGACGUGCUCAACUCAGUCAGGGAGAGGGACAGGAGAAACGUUGGGAUGGGCUUCGUGGGGCGACUGUUUGAGAGAAACUACCGGCCUGAUAGAAUGAACUCUGAAGUGAAAAAACAGAUUGAUGAGCUGGAUGAUCAUAGGCCUUUCUUCACCUACUGGGUGACAUUUGUCCAGAUUGUGGUCUUCAUUGUGUCUGUCGCUGUCUAUGGUAUUGCCCCCAUUGGAUCCUCCGAAACCGUCUACACUCAAUCCAUCCAGAAACCUAACUUGGCCAUUGAAUCAACCCGCUUUGUGGAAAACGACAACUUAUGGAUUGGACCUAGACAGGCUGACCUGAUACACCUGGGGGCUAAGUACUCCCCCUGUAUGAGGAUGGACCAGGGUAUACAAAAGGGACUUGACAAGGACUUGGAGCAGGAGCGAAACUCGGCAUGCUGUAUUAGGGAUGACGGAUCGGGAUGCUACCAGUCUGUGGAAUCUACAUGUUCGAAAACAUUGAACACUUGGGACAAGUGGAGUGAAAGUAAUCCGGGCCAUGGCAGGUGGACGUCGGGAUCUGUGUGUGGACAGGACCCACAGUAUUGUAAGAAACCCUCCUCUUCUCCUCCGUUUGAGUGGGAAAAUGAUAUUACUCAGUGGCCGCUGUGUACAGACACUAGCAAACCCAACACCACGGGUAAGGACGACCGGCACAUGACGUGUACCAUCUCCGGGCGACCGUGUUGCCAUGGCAUCCAGGGCGAGUGUAUGAUCACCACUCGUGAACACUGCGACUAUGUCAAGGGAUACUUCCAUGAGGAUGCUUACCUGUGCUCACAGGUGCCGUGUAUGAAGCAGAUCUGCGGGAUGAUUCCUUUUGCCCAGGACAAAUAUCCUGACCAGUUCUACCGUCUGUGGACGUCUCUUUUCCUGCACGGAGGGUUGUUUCACCUGGUUAUCACCCUGGGCUUCCAGAUCCUGAUAAUGCGUGAUAUGGAGAAACUAACAGGCUCUAUCCGGAUGACCAUCAUUUAUGUGGGCUCAGGCAUAGCUGGGAACCUGGCCAGCUGCAUCUUUGUUCCCUACCAUGUUGAGGUUGGACCAGCGGGUUCCCAGUUCGGUAUCCUGGCUUGUCUUCUCGUGGAGGUCCUCCAGUCAUGGCAAAUGUUGCAACGCCCUGCUAUCAGUCUGCUCAAGGUCGCCGUGCCCAUCGUUGUCUUGUUCCUUCUUGGGCUCCUCCCAUGGAUCGACAACUGGGCUCACGUCUGUGGAUUCCUGUUCGGAUUCCUGCUGGCGUUCUCCCUACUUCCUUACGUCUCGUUCGGGCAGUUCGAUCGGCGGAGAAAGUUGAUAGGAAUUAUUUUGUCACUCGGUGGAGCAAUUCUGCUCUUCGUUUUGCUGGUGAUCUUAUUCUAUGUUCUACCACUGUAUGACUGUCCAGGGUGCCAGUACUUUAACUGUGUGCCCUUUACACCAAACUUCUGUAAAAACAUGGAGGUGAAUAUUGACAGAAACGCCACAUACAGCUCAGCGCUUAGUGAAUAAUGUUCACAUUCACCCAGUGCUGUUUGGACUGUGUUUGGACAGAAAUCCUGUUAUUUAGUAAUUUUUACCUAAUAUAUGAUAAUUUUUUUUUUAAAUAUCUGCCUCGCUUUUAAAUUGUCAUACAGUUCUGUUUGACACACCGGAUUUGAAUGGAAAUGGUUACCCAUUAUUCCCUGGAAUGGCUUUCAAAUAACAAAAUGUCAACUAUUUUUUAACUUUAUUUAUUAUGACAUUUUCGAAAGGUUUGACAUGAAUGAUAAUUUACUUGAAAAUAACAUACAUUAAUCAUUGAUCAAUGAACAAAAUUUCAUAUUUAAAUUAUACAUGUUGAAAUAAAUAUGCUUUGAUAUGCUAAAUGAACUCAAGUGCCAAAACUACAGCAAUUUGUUUAAUGAGAGAUUGUUGAAAUGGAACCUCAAUUAAAAAGUCAUUGCUCAUUUAAUGUAUUAAUACUUAUGCAUAUUUCACUCAGAAUUUAUUUGGCAAAUUUAUCUCACAUUUUCAUAGCUUAUCCGGUAACUUUUUAUUGGCUGAGGGUUCAGGGUAAAAGUAAAUUAACUUCUAACAUUAUUUUAGGGUUUACUCCAGUUUUAAUCUAAUCCAAGGCCCCAAUUUCCCUAAACUUCUUAAGCUUAACAGGCUUAAGUAGCUUUUUUCAAUAAGACGAAAUACAUACUUAAAUCGAAUUUGGAUAAAUGAAAAAUAGUUAAUUGUGAUUAUAAUAAAGAUAAUUCCUAUCAGAAAGUCAAAAAUCUUAGAGAAGUUAAUGUUAUGCAAAUUAUUGAAAAACAAAAAUAGUGAGCUUAGCUUAAUCCUGUUAAAAGGGACUUAAGAACUUUCGAGAAAUUGGGCCCAGAAGAAUGGUUAUAUUUUGUCAACCAUCAGUCAGUUAUGUUCAUAUUUAGCUUUAAACAGUAUUGUUCUUAAGAAAUUGAAGUGAACAGAAAAUCAAAUCAAAAAGGUACAUGGCCUUGUGCCAUUAGCGUAACUUUCCCUGUUUGUGAUUAGUUUGAAAUUGCAUUUAACCAGUAGAUUAGGUCUAGUCUGGCUUAAUUAUAAUCUAGUUUGCCUUUGUGUGGUUAUAUUAUUGAUUGUUCAGAAGUUUCUGUUUGAAGUUUAAUUUCCUGGUUUCUUGAGUGAAAGGCUGUGAAGAAUGCAAUAGUUACUUGAAGAAAUACUCAAAGCAUCUUUCAAUCUAUAUCAUUCAUCUCUUGUUUUAAAUUAGAUUAUGUAUUAUAUAUUUACAAGUUAACUGAUUUUUAGAAAUGAAGCGCUUUUAUAGAAUUAUUUAUACAAAGAUUGUUACAGGAUUUACUAUAUUAAAGCUGCACUCUCACAGAUGGACUGAUUUGACAACUUUUUUAUUUUUUGUCUUGGAAUGAUCCAAGUUUUGCGCAAGAGUCUGAGAGCCAUUGAUAAUAAGUCUAUACAUGACAAAAGAUCAGAUUGCAGUUUUUCAUAUUUACGUUAAAAAAUUUAUGUUUUAUGCUAAAAACUAAUUUUUGUGAAAGCAUUCGUAGAGCUUUUAGCCAUAAAACUUAAUUUUUUUCGAACAUUAAUUAGAAAACUGCAAUAUGAUCUUUUGGCUCAUUUCAAGACAAAAAAUUAAAAAAUAUUGCCAAAAUGGUCAAUAUGUGAGAGUGAAGCUUUAAGAGUCAUCUUAAAUAGAAAUAAUAUCUUACUUUUAUUUACUUAUGUAUACAUUCACAUAUCACUUUUGUCAUAUUAUUUUUGUUAUAUAUGUCAUGGCAUGCCUUUGUUUGUUUUUUCAUUUUUGCUGCUCAUUUUUUUUAUUAAAAUGUGUUUGAAAUUUACUGUUAAUGUAUUUUUACAAUGUACAAUUAUGCAGUGUUUUUUUGCAAUUAGAGAUUUACAAGAAAAAAAAAGAAGCAAUAUUUUGUGGCUUAUACAUGUGCAAGUUUCCAAUUGCACUGCCAAAAAUAUACAAGGUAGAUAGUUCAUGAUUUUUUUGAACUGAAGUUGUAUAUCAUUUUCACGCCGAAAACCAUGGCCAUUUGUUCAAGGCUUAUUCAGGCCCCACUCCUGUGCAAAAAGAAGAUUUUCUAAAAGAAUUUGAUAUGAGUUUGGAAAAAAACUGUCUGAACAUAAUUACUGGCAAUAAAAAAAAAUCUGGUGCAAAACAUAAAAGUACCUGGGAAACUGGACACAUUUUUUCAUACACCUAACCAUAUUCAUAUAUUGUUUCAUGAAUGCUAUGAUCAGCAGGGGAUAUGUGACAGUAAUUGCUGUAAAGAAAUUAACACGAACAAAUUGUAUCCGUUAAUUAACUUUGUACAUAAUGUUUGAAUCUUGAUCAUGAAAUAUUUGUCAUGUCUAGCUAGUCUUUUCUUCGAAACAAUCAUUUAUACAUUUGUCAUACAGUAUCAAUGAUCUGACUUUAAUCCCCACCCCCUCCAACCUUACAGAUGCUAAUGAAUUGUGUUUAACUAUGCAACUAGUAUUUCUGGCUCAUAUUCCUGUCUUUGAUGUAAGUUAAUACAUCAUAAAUGUCAUAAAAUCAAACAUUUGGCAGAUUGUUCAGAGCUUGAUUUACAAUAAGUUAACAAUUUGUUAACAUAAUCAUUGUUAACUUUUAAAGCUUUACUGCCCUGGAAAUGAAUGGAUACAAGUUUGUGAUCUGCAGUAUAUCUAACAGGAUUUGAGACAACUGUUUAAACUUAUAUAAACCUGUUUCAUUUAAACAUAUGAGCACAUCAUUAAUUAAUUCAUGUUUGAAAGUUAACAACGAUGUCGUUAACUGCAUUGUUUACUUUAACAAACAUUUUAACAAUCGGCACAUAGUCUUAUAAGUCAUAAUAAAGAUAUGUCAUGGAUAUUGAUAUAUUCUUAAUGGCAUAAUGAAUAAAUUUCUUGGAUACUGGUUAUCAUCGGUGAAAGUCUAUUUAUAUGUAUUUACUGUUAUUUACACCAAACUUUUUCAGAGUAGAAUGUACUGUCAUAGGCUUUGUUCUGUUGAUAUUUCUUGCCUAAUUUCAUGUAUUAUUUUAUACAUUUUACGUGUAUACGAUUUUAUUUCUAAAGGCCUUAAUACCUUCAAAUGUACAUAAUGGCUUUUAUAUUAAUAUACAGACUGAAGGCUAAAUGCAGGACGGUUGUAACUCCGUAUAUAUCAUAAAUGGAGAUACUUUUGUUUUGCGUGUAGCCUUCGAUUAACUAUAUCAGGUUUUACAGGUAUUCUGAAUGUGAGAGAAACUGCCAAACUGUACUAGCUCACUGGAUUUUUAUUGCGAGUUAGUAUAGUUUGGCAGACAAAUUAUGCCUGGACAAGAAUAGAAUAAAUGAUUUAAAUUUUUGUGUUUUCAUUGGCAACCAAGCCUCGAUUUCUCGAAAUUUCUUACACAUAAUGGGUUAAAGCAGCUCUUUUCAUUUAGCAAAUUACUUGCUUAAACUUGAGUUAAUUUUAUAGGAAUUAUUUUUUUAUUGAAAUCUUUAAACUAUAUUCCUUUAGAAUGAUAAAAUUACACAAUUAUACAAAAAAAAUAAUGUCAGCUUUAUCCUCGAACGAUUAAGCUUGUUAGAAAAAUUUGGGGACUAAUGUUUUUUUCCAUUAAAGAUGCACUUUCACCGAUAUACUAUUUUUACAAUAUUUUAUUUUUUGUCUUGGAAAGAGCAAUUUUUUUACGUAAAUAACUGCAAACCAAUGAUAUAAGAUUGCUGACAAAAAAUCAGAUCGCAGAUUUGCAUAUUUCUGUUCGAACAUCAAUGUUUUAUGGCUUAAACCAUUACUAACGGUUUAAGAAAAAUGCAUAAAACAAUUUUUUGAACUUAAAUAUAAAAAUCUAAUUUUUGUCAGCAGUCUUGUAUAACUAGUUUCCAUGGAUUUUCGCAAAAAUUGCCUGGUUCCAAGACAAAAAAUCAAAAAGUUGUCAAAACGUUCAAUCUGUGAGAGUGCAGCUUUAAUUGAAAACUUCAAGAGAACUCAGAAAAACUGCCUUAUUUACAUGUAUUGUCCUUAUGAAAUAUUUUUCUACUCAUAUCAUUUAUUUCCUAGCUAAGCGUGUGAGUUUUUUAUGCAUUUGUUUUAUUUCUAACCUGUGAUAUUUACAUUUUUAUGUGGAGCUUGUUUAUGUUGCGUUUGUGUUAUGGCCUUUGAUAAUAUUACACUUUUGAAUAACUUGAAUGCAAUCUGGGCUGAAGUAUUUACAAAAAUUGAAUUAUGUUUCAUUCAGCCCUGCUAUAAAUUAUAGAAAAUGUUCAUUUGUAUUUACCAAUUAUUAGAAUGUAUUUACCAAAAAACUCUUAAUUUUGGUAGAUUAAACUAAUAACCCUUUAACCAGCUUAGUGUUUAAAACUUUAUUUUGUCUACUCACCCAGCCUGUGUUAAAAUUCACCGAUGCAACUGAUUAAAAUUAAAAUUGGCAGACUGCAAAUUUACCCAAAUGAAUUUCAAUAAUACUGCCUUUCUAUUAGACUAAAUAUAAUUUCAAACACUAAGCCAAGUAGUAAGUGUGAUUUUGACAUGAUUUUAUCUCAACCAGAACCAUUGUUUUGGCAAUGGUUUUGUAAAAUAAAUUAUGGAACAUACAUCAUAGAUAAAGAUAUUGAAUCUGAUAAUUAUGUUCAUUAUUUAAACUAAAAUUACUCAUGAAAUUGCCUAUUUUGUCAUAUUUUAAGGUGAAAAAAGAUUGUAAUGUUACCUUAAGUAUAAUUUAUAAAUAUUCUUUCUCUACACAUUAAAUGAUACAUAACUAUAUGGGGUCCCCAAGCAUCCAGCAUUCACAUAAUUUUCAUAGGGUACAUCAAAGUGUUAUACAAGGUAACCAGCAUAUUUUUUGUUAAUCAUGAUCAUUUCGUUCUCAGAAAAUUCUCCUCUAAGGCCUAAAAAAAAAUUGUUUGGUUAGGGUUACAUCCUUAAAAAAAAUAGGUAGGGUAGGUAGGCUUUUUUUAAAAAAAUUUUUAUUUUUUUAUUAGGUUUUAUAUAAGAAUAUAAUUUUCAUCAUUGGAGAAUGGUGUUAAAGCUAUCUUCUGUACAAGCAUUUAAGGUUUAAACUUAAUAUUAAAAAGCAAUUAAAAAAAAAACGAAAUAUUUUUUUUUUUUUUUUUUUUUUUUUUUAGUUUUUCAUUUUUUUUUCAAACUGACUAUAAAAACGGUAGGGUCGGCGCCUAUUCCUUAGGUAGGGUCGGGUAACCCGAACCAAACGUAUUUUUUUUUAGGCCUAAGCAACAGUAGUUGACUCAUUUAAUUGAUCUUGUAUUACAAGUAUAAUUAUAUAUUUUUCAUCUACAUGCAUAUUCAAUUUUAUUCACAUUUUUCAAUUUAUGUUAUGUAUUAGUUAUUUGGUAGACAUGUUUUUCAUAUACUUUUAAUAAAAUAGACUUUUCCUAUACCUUUAUUUGUAAAUAAUGGUAUUGUUUGUGUUGUAGCCUCUUAAAUGACAAAUUGUUGCUGGACCGCGUUUGGAACUAUGUAAGCUUUUUUGUCCUCGAAAGAAAAAAAACCUAGGGUUCGUCUGCAAAAUUCUAAACUUGGGACAUGACGCCAAAAUCAGUCAAUUUAAACAUAUUGAUAAUAAAUUAACUAAAAACUC